This is a messenger RNA of Adineta steineri, 3324 nucleotides long. Lineage: Eukaryota; Metazoa; Rotifera; Eurotatoria; Adinetida; Adinetidae. The record is from the annotation of a GenBank genome assembly.
AUGGUAUUAUUUAACUUGUUCAAUAUUUGGUUAUUAUCGGUGUUUAUUGGUCAAAUAUUAGGCAUUGCAUACAAUCAACCAAAAUUUUGUGCAAAUGCAACAUGGAAUCCUGCGGCUAUAACUUUUUCUAAUAGUACUAUAAUUGGUACAAAUGCUCAUGGACUUUUUGUCGAUACAAAUAAUACGAUUUACCUAGCUGAUACAGCAAAUGAUCGCGUGCUAAUUUGGUUUAAUGGUAGUACAACACCGACAAGUAUUAUCUCGGGUGGUUUAGAUUUACCCUAUGGCCUUUUCAUCACAGAUAAUCGUGAUAUUUAUGUUGAUAAUGGUAAUACAAAUAAUCGAGUGGAUAAAUGGGCAUUUAAUUCAACAAGUAAUGUUCCAGCAAUGUAUAAUUGUGGACCAUGUUAUGGUCUUUUUAUUGAUAUUAAUAAUAUGCUUUACUGCUCACUGUAUCAUUCUAAUAAAGUUAUCGCAAAAUCAUUGAAUACACAUUUAAAUAUUUGGAAUACUGUCGCUGGAACAGGAACUGUUGGAUCAACACCGUCUACACUUAACGGACAAUGUGGUAUCUUUGUCGAUAAUAAUCUAAAUUUGUACGUGGCUGACACUGCUAACAAUCGAAUUCAAAAGUUCGCAUCAGGACAAUUAAAUGGAACAACAAUAACAACAGGAACUAUUAUACUAAAUAAUCCAACUGGAAUUAUUCUUGAUUUUGAUGGAUAUCUUUUUAUUGUUGAUCAGUAUAACUGUCGUGUUAUCGGUUCAGGACCUUAUGGAUAUCGAUGUAUAGCAGCAUGUUCUGGAACUUAUGGCUCAUCAUCUAGUCAAUUAUAUCUUCCAUACUCACUUAGUUUUGAUAGUUAUGGAAAUAUAUUUAUUAUGGAUGAAUACAAUCGUCGCGUUCAAAAGUUUUUAUUAAUAAUAAAUGGAUGUAAUGGAACAACAACAAUGUCUAGUGUAACACCGAUAGAUAGUACGCAAUCAGUUCCUUUAUUAACAUCUACCUAUGGAACAAAUUCUACAAGUGUAUCUUCUUCGACAAAUCUUUCAUACAAUCUGCCAACAUUCAGCGCUUAUGCUACUUGGAGUUCUAAUGGAGUAACUCUUUUUAACACUACUACCAUCGGAACAAAUCCAUAUGGUUUAUUUGUUGAUACUAACAAUACACUUUAUAUAUGUGAAUAUUCUAAAAAUAUGAUUCAAGUAUGGCUUGAAAAUAGUACCGUACCUAUAAGAAAUAUUAGUGGUGGUUUAUCUUCUCCCUAUGCGAUGUUUGUUACAGUUAACGGUGAUGUUUAUGUUGAUAAUGGUAAUUCAAAUAGUCAAGUAGAUAAAUGGGUAGUAAAUUCAACGAUUGGUGUUUCAGUAAUGAAUGUCAAAGCCGCAUGUUGGGAUCUUUUUGUUGAUAUUUAUAAUAAUAUUUAUUGUUCACAAUAUGCAUAUCAUCAAGUAGUUACAAAAUCAUUAAAUAGUAGUUCAAAUAUGUGGAUUAUUGCUGCUGGUACAGACUGUCAAGGAUCAACAUCAAAUACACUUUAUAAUCCUCGUGGUAUAUUUGUUGAUACAAAUUUAAAUUUAUAUGUUGCUGAUUAUAAUAAUAAUCGAAUACAAUUAUUUUUAUCAAAUCAAUUAAAUGCUGUUACAGUAGCUGGUUCUGGAGCAUCAUCAACUAUUAGUCUUUCUGGUCCUAGCGGAGUUGUUCUUGAUGCUGAUGGUUAUCUAUUUAUUACGGAUAGUUUUAAUCAACGUAUUAUUGGUUCAGGUCCAAAUGGAUAUCGUUGUCUAGUAGGAUGUUCACAAGUUGCCGGUUCAGCAUCUAAUCAAUUGAAUAAUCCAGUAACUUUAAGUUUUGAUACUCAUGGAAAUAUGUUUAUUACUGAUUCAAAUAAUCAUAGAAUUCAAAAAUUUUAUUUAACAACCAAUAUUUAUAGUACAACUAUCAAUCAACCAAGCUUCUGUCCAUCUACAACUUGGUAUACAGAUGGGAUUACAUUUGCUAAUAGUAGUACGGUUGGAACUUACGUAUAUGGUGUUUUUGUUAGUAUUAAUAAUACUAUUUAUGUAGCUAAUCAACAGACUAAUACGAUUAUAGUAUGGUACGACGGAAGUAUUAAUCCAGAUAGAAUUAUUGCUGGUAGUUUGACUACACCAUAUGAUCUUUUCGCUACUCCUCUAGGUGACAUAUACGUUGAUAAUGGUGCACAUAAUGGUCGAGUUGAUAAAUUUUCAUUCAACUCAAAUAUAAGUACUUCUGUAAUGUCCGUUCCUAAUUUGUGUGCUGGUAUUUUUGUUGAUAUUAGUAAUACUCUUUAUUGUUCAGCGUAUACUUCUCAUCAAAUUGUUAAGAAAUGGUUGAAUGAUAGUGUCCUCACAUCAACUAUUGUUGCUGGCAACGGUACAGCUGGAUCAACAGCGACUACACUUAAUACACCUAUUGGAAUUUUUGUCGAUGCUCAAGUUAAUUUAUAUGUUGCAGAUACUCUUAAUAGCAGAGUGCAAAUGUUUCCUAUUGGACAAUUAACUGGAAUAACUUUAGCCGGAGCUAGUGUCCCAGGAACUAUUACACUUAAUCAGCCAAAUGGUAUUACAUUAGAUGGUAGUGGAUAUCUUUUUAUUGCGGAUACUGCUAAUAAUCGAAUAAUUGGAUCAGGACCAUAUGGUUUUCGAUGUUUAUUUGGAUGUACAACUAUUGCUGGUUCUUCAUCAAGUCAAUUGUAUUAUCCAGUAACUUUAAGUUUUGAUACUUAUGGAAAUCUAUAUGUUGCUGAUAGAGGUAACGGUCGACGAUAUCCACCACCACCAGUACUACUACGAGUAGCAGCAGUACUACAAGUAGUACUACUACCACCACUAGUACUACAACAACUAGUAGCAGUACUACAAGUAGUACUACCACGAGCAGCAUUAGUACCACCACAAGUAGCACUACUACCACGACCACCACCAGUACUACUACGAGCAGCAGCAGUACUACAAGUAGCACUACUACUACCACUAGUACUACAACAACUAGUAGCAGUACUUCAAGUAGCACUACCACGAGUAGCAGUAGUACGUCAAGUAGCACUACCACGAGUAGCAGCAGUACAUCAAGUAGCACUACUACUACCACUAGUACUACAACAAGUAGCACUACUACCACCACCACCACCAGCAGUACUACUACGAGCAGCAGCAGUACUUCAAGUAGCACUUCUACCACGACCACUACUACCAGUACUACUACGAGCAGCAGCAGUACCACAAGUAGCACUACCACGACCACUACUACCAGUACUACUACAUCAACCACAACAUCGACAACAACAACUACAUCAGUAA